AUGCCCUCAUGCCCUCAUGCCCUCACGCCCUCAUGCCCUCAUGCCCUCAUGCCCUCAUCCCCUCAUGCCCUCAUGCCCUCAUGCCCUCAUGCCCUCACGCCCUCAUGCCCUCAUGCCCUCAUGCCCUCAUGCCCUCAUGCCCUCAUGCCCUCAUGCCCUCAUGCCCUCAUGCCCUCACACCCUCAUGCCCUCAUGCCCUCAUGCCCUCAUGCACUCAUGCCCUCAUGCCCUCAUGCCCUCAUGCACUCAUGCUGUCAUGCCCUCACGCCCUCAUGCCCUCAUGCCCUCACGCCCUCAUGCCCUUAUGCCCUCAUGCCCUCAUGCCCUCAUGCCCUCAUCCCCUCAUGCCCUCAUGCCCUCACGCCCUCAUGCCCUCAUGCCCUCAUGCCCUCAUGCCCUCAUGCCCUCACGCCCUCAUGCCCUCACGCCCUCAUGCCCUCAUGCCCUCAUGCCCUCAUGUCCUCACGCCCUCAUGCCCUCAUGUCCUCAUGCUCUCAUGCCCUCCUGCCCUCAUGUACUAAUGCACUCAUGCACUCAUGCCCUCAUGCCCUCAUGCACUCAUGCCCUCACGCCCUCAUGCCCUCAUGCCCUCACGCCCUCAUGCCCUCACGCCCUCAUGCCCUCACGCCCUCAUGCCCUCAUGCCCUCACGCCCUCAUGCCCUCAUGCCCUCAUGCCCUCAUGCCCUCACGCCCUCAUGCCCUCAUGCCCUCAUGCCCUCAUCCCCUCAUGCCCUCAUGCACUCAUGCCCUCAUGCCCUCACGCCCUCAUGCCCUCAUGCCCUCAUGCCGUCAUGCCCUCACGCCCUCAUGCCCUCAUGCCCUCAUGUCCUCAUGCCCUCCUGCGCUCAUGUUCUAAUGCACUCAUGCACUCAUGCCCUCAUGCCCUCAUGCACUCAUGCCCUCAUGCCCUCACGCCCUCAUGCCCUCAUGCCCUCAUGCCCUCACGCCCUCAUGCCCUCAUGCCCUCAUGCCCUCAUGCCUCCACGCCCUCAUGCCCUCAUGCCCUCACGCCCUCAUGCCCUCAUGCCCUCAUGCCCUCAUCCCCUCAUGCCCUCAUGCCCUCAUGCCCUCAUGCCCUCACGCCCUCAUGCCCUCAUGCCCUCAUGCCCUCAUUCCCUCAUGCCCUCAUGCCCUCAUGCCCUCAUGCCCUUAUGCCCUCACACCCUCAUGCCCUCAUGCCCUCAUGCCCUCAUGCACUCAUGCCCUCAUGCCCUCAUGCCCUCAUGCACUCAUGCUGUCAUGCCCUCACGCCCUCAUGCCCUCAUGCCCUCACGCCCUCAUGCCCUUAUGCCCUCAUGCCCUCAUGCCCUCAUGCCCUCAUCCCCUCAUGCCCUCAUGCCCUCACGCCCUCAUGCCCUCAUGCCCUCAUGCCCUCAUGCCCUCAUGCCCUCACGCCCUCAUGCCCUCACGCCCUCAUGCCCUCAUGCCCUCAUGCCCUCAUGUCCUCACGCCCUCAUGCCCUCAUGUCCUCAUGCUCUCAUGCCCUCCUGCCCUCAUGUACUAAUGCACUCAUGCACUCAUGCCCUCAUGCCCUCAUGCACUCAUGCCCUCACGCCCUCAUGCCCUCAUGCCCUCACGCCCUCAUGCCCUCACGCCCUCAUGCCCUCACGCCCUCAUGCCCUCAUGCCCUCACGCCCUCAUGCCCUCAUGCCCUCAUGCCCUCAUGCCGUCACGCCCUCAUGACCUCAUGCCCUCAUGCCCUCAUCCCCUCAUGCCCUCAUGCACUCAUGCCCUCAUGCCCUCACGCCCUCAUGCCCUCAUGCCCUCAUGCCGUCAUGCCCUCACGCCCUCAUGCCCUCAUGCCCUCAUGUCCUCAUGCCCUCCUGCGCUCAUGUUCUAAUGCACUCAUGCACUCAUGCCCUCAUGCCCUCAUGCACUCAUGCCCUCACGCCAUCAUGCCCUCACUCCCUCAUGCCCUCAUGCCCUCAUGCCCUCACGCCCUCAUGCCCUCAUGCCCUCAUCCCCUCAUGCCCUCAUGCCCUCAUGCCCUCAUGCCCUCAUGCCCUCAUGCCCUCAUGCCCUCACGCCCUUAUGCCCUCAUGCCCUCAUGCCCUCAUGCCCUCAUGCCUUCAUGCCCUCACGCCCUCAUGCCCUCAUGCCCUCAUGCCCUCAUUCACUCAUGCUCUCAUGCCCUCACGCCCUCAUGCCCUCAUGCCCUCACGCCCUCAUGCCCUCAUGCCCUCAUGCCCUUAUGCCCUCAUGCCCUCAUGCCCUCAUGCCCUCAUGCCCUUAUGCCCUCAUGCCCUCAUGCCCUCCUGCCCUCAUGUACUAAUGCACUCAUGCACUCAUGCCCUCAUGCCCUCAUGCACUCAUGCCCUCACGCCCUCAUGCCCUCAUGCCCUCAUGUCCUCAUGCCCUCAUGCCCUCACGCCCUCAUGCCCUCAUGCCCUCAUGCCCUCAUGCCCUCAUGCCCUCACGCCCUCAUGCCCUCAUGCCCUCAUGCCCUCACGCCCUCAUGCCCUCAUGCCCUCAUGCCCUCAUUCCCUCAUGCCCUCAUCCCCUCAUGCCCUCAUGCCCUCAUGCCCUCAUGCCCUCACGCCCUCAUGCCCUCAUGCCCUCAUGCCCUCAUGCCGUCAUGCCCUCAUGCCCUCAUCCCCUCAUGCCCUCAUGCCCUCAUGCCCUCAUGCCCUCAUGCCCUCAUGCCCUCAUGCCCUCACGCCCUCAUGCCCUCAUGCCCUCAUGCCCUCAUGCCCUCACGCCCUCAUGCCCUCAUGCCCUCAUGCCCUCAUCCCCUCAUGCCCUCAUGCCCUCAUGCCCUCAUGCCCUCACGCCCUCAUGCCCUCAUGCCCUCAUGCCCUCACGCCCUCAUGCCCUCAUGCCCUCAUGCCCUCACGCCCUCAUGCCCUCACGCCCUCAUGCCCUCAUGCCUGUUGUGUGAUGCAAUCAUAUGCAUUCACGUCUGUCUGCCUCCCAUCAUAUGUUCUUGCGUUGCAUGUGUGGUGUGA
Molecule: messenger RNA, 2946 nt
Organism: Closterium sp. Yama58-4
Lineage: Eukaryota; Viridiplantae; Streptophyta; Zygnematophyceae; Desmidiales; Closteriaceae
Source: the annotation of a GenBank genome assembly